CAUGCGACGCGAAUAUACGUAUAUAUAUAUCUGUGAAUAUUUACGGCAUCGAAAGUGAAAUUUUGGUUUGACUGUAAUCUAGAUUCGGCCACACAUCCAAAAGAAACCACAGAGCCCCGCUUGAUCAAUAUGUAAAUCAUAUCCAAAUGGGAUUAUUCAACCUUUAAUGAUAUGUCAUCCAUCACGAAAUUGGCCAAUCGCAUGUCGAACACAAACUCAAAGCAAACAACGAACAUCGAAUGCUCUCCAAUUAAGAGCGAUAGAUCAUGUGGCAAAAGAGCUGAAGUUACGGAAUGUUAAUGUCAUUCAUUAAUUACCUGUUUUUUUUUUCGGCGACAGAUGGAGCAUAAAAGAUGUUACGGAUUGUUACGGAAUCAAUCUUCAGCCACUAAGUGAAACUAUAAGAAUUGUAUAAUUGUGAAAUGAUUUUCUAAUACUUUUAAUAGUUUCUCUGUUCAUUUAAAUAUGGAAAUAUGCUGGCAGUAUAUUUUGUGAUUUUAACGAGGCUCACUUUAUUUAUCAUUAAUUAAUACUCGUGGAGAAAAGUGCUUUCAACAUCCGCAACAACAAGUUCAUUAAAUAUUCGUCAGGCCUUAACCCACAUGGGAACGAUCCGUAUGGGAAUGAACCGUGAAUAUUCGCGGGUGAUGAAUGUUGACACCUGGCUAUCUAUCGCUAUCGUGGAGUUUCGAUGGCAGAAGAAGGGGAGAGCCACACGCCAUUACCUAAUACCCCAACACUUUCCAUUUUUAUUUCCAUCUUUGCAGAUGUUGAAGUGUCCAUCCAUGUGGCUGCAGCUGGUCUUGGGCUGGGUCUGCCUGGGUGCCGUGUCAUUGCAGUCACUCCAGUCGUUUCCCAAACUCUGCGACGUGCAUAACUUUGAUGAGUACUUGAGACAAACGGGCAAGAAUUACGCGGACGAGGGCGAGCGAGCGUAUCGCGAGAGUAUCUUUGCGGCCAAGAAGUCCGUCAUCGAUCUGAGCAACAAGAAUGCGGAUAGUGGAUAUUCUGGCUACCGCCUGAGUCUCAAUCCGCUGGCCGAUAUGACAAAGAAGGAGAUUGCCACGCUUCUGGGCUCGAAGGUCUCCGAAAGGGGCGAGAAAUACACCAACGGCCACAUCAACUUCUUGACUGCACCCAAUCCGUCCGGGGCCAAUCUGCCUGAAUCCUUUGAUUGGCGCGAAAAGGGUGGCGUAACGCCGCCCGGAUUCCAGGGCGUUGGUUGCGGCUCCUGCUGGUCGUUCGCCACAACGGGCGCCCUCGAAGGUCAUCUGUUCCGGCGCACAGGUGUGCUGGCCUCGCUGUCCCAGCAGAAUCUGGUGGACUGUGCCGAUGACUACGGCAACAUGGGCUGUGACGGUGGCUUCCAGGAGUACGGCUUCGAGUACAUACGCGAUCACGGCAUCACACUAGCCAACAAAUAUCCGUACACACAGUUCGAGAUGCAGUGCAGGCAGAACGAGACGGCGGGCCAGCCGCCCAGGGAGAGCAUCGUGAAGAUUCGCGACUAUGCCACAAUCACCCCAGGCGACGAGCAGAAAAUGAAGGAGGUGGUGGCCACACUGGGCCCGUUGGCCUGCUCCAUGAACGCAGCUCCCAUCUCGUUCGAGCAGUACCACGGCGGCAUCUAUGCGGAUGAGGAGUGCAAUCAGGAUGAGGUGAAUCACUCCGUUGUCGUCGUCGGCUAUGGAUCCGAGGGCGGGCGCGACUAUUGGAUCAUCAAGAACUCGUACUCGCAGAACUGGGGCGAGGGCGGCUUCAUGCGAAUCUUGCGCAAUGCCGGAGGCUUCUGCGGCAUCGCCAGCGAGUGCAGUUAUCCCAUUCUAUAAUAGAAACACAUAAGUCUGUAUAUUUAGUUAGUCAAUUAAACAAUCAAUAAAUUUACGAACUGAAA
Messenger RNA from Drosophila obscura, 1894 nucleotides. Its product is annotated as procathepsin L. The record is from RefSeq and is a predicted model, not a curated record. NCBI's taxonomy places the organism in Eukaryota, Metazoa, Arthropoda, Insecta, Diptera, Drosophilidae. Bases 603 to 1829 code for a protein of 408 amino acids. Gene Ontology annotation, molecular function: cysteine-type endopeptidase activity. Gene Ontology annotation, cellular component: lysosome. The transcript is spliced from 2 exons.